Molecule: messenger RNA, 1567 nt
Organism: Schistocerca gregaria
Lineage: Eukaryota; Metazoa; Arthropoda; Insecta; Orthoptera; Acrididae
Product: transcription factor E2F5-like
Exons: 3
Coding region: 79-1314 (411 amino acids)
Biological process (GO): regulation of transcription by RNA polymerase II
Cellular component (GO): RNA polymerase II transcription regulator complex
Molecular function (GO): RNA polymerase II cis-regulatory region sequence-specific DNA binding; DNA-binding transcription factor activity, RNA polymerase II-specific; protein dimerization activity
Source: RefSeq, a predicted model, not a curated record
AAAAUAUUUUGUCUAAGCGAAGAGGAAGUUUGCACAUAUAGGUUAAGCACUCGGUCUAGUAAGACAGCGAACUAGACCAUGAACUUUAAAAAGAAAGAUGAAUGUUGUUCCGAGGCCAAAUCAGAGAACUCUCUUGGAGAUCUUACCAAGCGCUUUAUGAAUCUUGCGUCUGAGAGUAAAGAUGGCGUUAUAGAACUUAAUAUGACGGCUGAACGGUUAGGCGUUAAGAAAAGACGAAUUUACGACAUUACUAACGUCUUGGAAGGCGUGAACAUUAUAGAAAAAAAGAGUAAAAACAACAUUAUCUUAAAGUGCUCUCCCUCUCUAAGCAAGGAACAACAAACUAGAAUUGAAUCUUUGAAAAAAGAAAUUGAAAGCAAAAAAAAAUUAGAGCAAAUCUUAGACAACGACAUUGCCCUUUUACAAAGCAGCAUUCAAACGUUUUUUCAAUCUCCCCAUUGCUACGUUUCACAUGAUGACAUCCGUGGGAUUCCAAGAUUAAAAGAAGAGAUGAUACUGGCUGCGAGGGCACCCUCCGGAGCUCAACUAGAAGCCAUACAAGAUAAUUGUACAAAGCUGUCAUUGAUAUGCAACAAGGCGUUUGAAGUAUAUGUGCUGACUAAGGAUGAUGACUUGUCCCCUCAUAAAUCUCAAAAUACAACAAAAAAUGUGCCCAUACCACAGCAAACCGUGACCAGCCCGCAACCUCCGCUGCUGUCAUCCACAAACUCUCCAGAAAAAGUUUUGAAUACGAACAGCCGAUCAGAAUUAGCAUAUCCGGCUCGAUUUUCCAGUAACUACUACACUGCUGAUGGAAGUCACCUGGACGAUUCAGUGGGCCAGUUCAAUGUCUUAUAUCCAUUUGUUGCCCUUUCACACGACUCGUUUAAUACGAGGACUCAGUCUCGCAACAAUCUGACUACUGUGUCUUCACAGAUUGGUGAAGAUUUAACUCCAAAAGCUUUAAAUUUUAAAUUCCGUGCACCAUCUCGUACGUUUUUUUAUAAUGAAUACAGCAACAGCCACGUAUCAUCUUGGAAGCUAUCGCCGACUCAGAGAAUAGGAUCCUUCUUUCCUAGCUCAGAUAUUUCUGCAAAUUUUGAUGACUUUUUACAGGAUCGAUCUAUUUUUGUUAAACCAUCAUUAUUCUUUUCUCAAUCUCCUAAUGAUAGACGAUCGAACGUGUCAAGUGAUACUUCAAGUGCACUAGUCUUCAAUGCACAAGACAAAUUUUCUAUUUCAAAUCCGACUCCCGUCAUAAAUGCUUACCACAACAAUUCAGCUAUCUAUGAUGGCGUAGAUUUCACACAUUGAUGACGGAUACAAGAAUCAAACCUGUAUAUUACUGAGAUCUGAUCAUACUAAAUGCUGAAAUUUGAAAUUCUUUUUGCGUCCUAUAAGGUCGAAAUCUCAUAUCUGGUACAAGUUUCUUGAAAGGCGUGGCGUCAUUUCCCUAUAUCGCUUUUUGAUCCUGCUAUCGUGCUGGAAAAAAGGAGAACUACUUAAAGAAUUAGAUCUCAUGAACUGGGCCGAACAUGAUUAAACAUGUCUUCUUAGAAGUUAUUGG